CAGUUUUUCUAUUCAACACGAGCACCACACUGCAGGACACAGCGAUCCCAAACUUGUCCUCACAUGAGAUCUCCUCCCUUCGCCGUCAGCGCUGCACCGACUCCGCAGCUCCAAGCCGGCGAGCUCUCUUGUCUUCCCCACGCAAGCGCCGCCGGUAGUCCCAGCUUCUUAUUCUAAUCUGCUCCUGCCAGUAACAUCCAUGGAGGCCGCCCAGGGUGCGUCAUGUAUGUUUUCACUCACUUUCUUCCAUUCAUGGUGACUAACUCUGUUCUUGACCCGAUACGUUGGAUGGUCAGGAGGUUCUGUUGGGAUCGAAGUGCAGUUCGAUAGAACUUGGAAUUUAUCAGAGUAGCCAGUAUGAGAUUUCCAGUUUCUUGAUUCCUCAAAUUUUGUUUCAUGUUCUAGUAAUCGCUGUAGGAGUGACUAGAACAGCUUUGGUUUUCUGGACUCGAGGAUUGUAGACUGCCAAAAGAGUCUUUGAUUUGGGAUUUGGUUAUCAGCAGCAGCUGGGCAGGACGACAGGGACUACAAGUUCAUCGCGAUAGCCGUCGACGAGGCCUACCGAGCAGUUGACGGCGGCGGCGGCGGCGGUCGGCCCGUUCGGGGCGGUCAUCGUCCGCGGUGACGAAGAGGUGGUCAGCUGCCACAACAUGGUCCUGAAGGACACUGAUCCAUCGGCGCAUGCUGAAGUAACCGCGAUAAGAGAGGCCUGCAAAAAGCUAGGGAAGAUCAACCUCUCCGACUGUGAGAUCUACUCGUCAUGUGAGCCAUGCCCUAUGUGCUUCGGCUUAAUCCGUCUUUCCAAGAUCAAGAAGGUGGUGUAUGGAGCCAAGGCAGAGGUUGCCGCCGCUGCUGGGUUCAACAGCACCGUCCCUGAUGCUUUCGUAGAGUACUAUAAGAAAUCCGGCAUAGAAGUCAGGCAGGCCGAGGGCGAGGCAGCUCGGAUCGCUGAGGAGGUCUUUGAGAAGGUGAAGGAGAAAUUCCAAAUGAAGUGAUGUGCCGCAGAAGACAUGACAAGAAGGUGGAUCAUGGAUGAUUUGUGAAAGCUUUUUUUUCUGAAAAUUAUUUGUGGAAGCUAAAUGAGCAAUGCCAUUGUCAUGUCCAUGUUUUUGUAGUUUGUGCAGCCGGGACUUCAAACAUCAGAUAUAUAUGACCUAUAUGGUGCUCAUUUGUAAUCUAUGUCAUGAGCUGUGACUUCGUAAUAAUGCCCCAAGCUAUAUGCAUCGAACUAUGCAACCAAUGCAAAGACCAUUUUUUUCCAAAAAAAAAUCUAAA
Molecule: messenger RNA, 1275 nt
Organism: Panicum virgatum (switchgrass)
Lineage: Eukaryota; Viridiplantae; Streptophyta; Magnoliopsida; Poales; Poaceae
Product: guanosine deaminase-like
Exons: 3
Coding region: 651-995 (114 amino acids)
Biological process (GO): tRNA wobble adenosine to inosine editing; purine nucleoside catabolic process
Molecular function (GO): guanosine deaminase activity; tRNA-specific adenosine deaminase activity; zinc ion binding
Source: RefSeq, a predicted model, not a curated record